CGACCCAAACCCACAAUUUUCACGGUCAAAUCUCCCACACUUUCUCGACGCCCAAUCACCCCAAUCGCUCUCUAUCUCUCUCCAAACCCUAACCCCCAAUCCAACUUGGCCCACCCGUUCUAUGCCCUAUGUCGACAUCGGGUACGCCGCAGUUCCGGUACACGCAGACGCCGUCGAAGGUGCUCCACCUCCGCAACCUCCCGUGGGAGUGCGCCGAGGAGGAGCUCAUCGAGCUCUGCAAGCCUUUCGGCAAGAUCGUCAACACCAAGUGUAAUGUCGGCGCCAAUCGCAAUCAGGCCUUCGUCGAAUUCGUAGACCUAAACCAGGCCAUAAAUAUGGUUUCGUAUUAUGCUUCAUCCUCGGAGCCUGCGCAGGUCCGUGGUAAAACCGUUUACAUUCAGUAUUCAAAUAGACAUGAAAUUGUCAACAACAAAAGUCCGGGAGACGUACCCGGAAAUGUCUUGUUGGUAACCAUUGAGGGUGUUGAAGCCGGCGAUGUGAGCAUUGAUGUUAUUCACUUGGUGUUCUCUGCUUUUGGCUUUGUUCACAAGAUUGCUACUUUUGAAAAAGCAGCGGGCUUCCAGGCAUUGAUUCAGUUCAGUGACGCUGGCACUGCAUCUAUGGCAAGGAAUGCGUUGGAUGGAAGAAGCAUACCCAGGUACUUGCUUCCAGAGCAUGUCGGUUCCUGCCACUUACGUAUUUCUUAUUCGGCACACACUGAUCUGAACAUCAAGUUCCAGUCUCACCGAAGCAGGGACUAUACAAAUCCGCUCCUUCCUGUAAAUCCUACUGCAAUAGAGGGAAUUAUGCAGCCUACUGUAGGCCCUGAUGGAAAGAAGAAAGAGCUGGAGAGUAACGUGCUUCUCGCUUCAAUUGAAAAUAUGCAGUAUGCUGUCACAGUGGAUGUUAUUCACACGGUGUUCUCUGCGUUUGGCACUGUCCAAAAAAUUGCUAUAUUUGAGAAGAAUGGUCAAACACAAGCAUUAGUUCAAUACCCUGAUCUCAAUACAGCAGCAGUUGCCAGAGAAGCUCUAGAGGGACAUUGCAUAUAUGAUGGUGGCUAUUGUAAGCUUCAUCUAUCAUACUCUCGUCAUACUGAUCUCAAUGUAAAGGCGUAUAGCGACAAAAGUAGAGACUAUACGAUUCCAGAUGCUAGUUUGCUUGCGGCGCAACAAGUUUCUGGUUACCCUCCUCCUCCUCCUGGUGCUUGGCAGAAUCCUCAAGCUGCUCCAAUGUACCAUGGCAAUGAGUACAGUGGUGCAGCUUCUGUGCAGGCCCAAGCUCCUCCAGGACAGCCCUCAUCAUGGGAUCCAGCCAUGCAGGCAGGCAGAUCAACGUUUGUUUCAGCUCCUAGCACCUUUCCCGGUCAAACAUACCAGGCAUCAUCCGGUCCUGUAUAUUACUCUGCAGCAAUGCCAGCGGGUUCUUCGCCUCUCCAAUCAGGUCCAGCUGCUUCAGGUAUCGUUUCUAGGGGAAUGUCUCAACCAGGGAUUCCACCCAAUGUGCGACCCGGUGGUGGUGCUUCAUCUCCAGGCGUUCGGCCUCCUGGUGCCUCACCAUCGUACUAUGGCCAAUAGGAUGUAGUGUUUUGUUUUCUAUAAACGAAUGCUGGGUAUUACCGGGCUCAUCUUUUGUGCUUUUUUUAUCGUUGGGAAUGUGUCCAACCCCAAAUUCGAUUUGCAGUGUGAAACUCAGCACUGCUCUGCUUUGAUUGGAACCUGUUCUUGUGGUUUUAGCUUGAAUAGCCCAUAUAUAUUAUGUUGUUUCUGUAAUA
Messenger RNA from Pyrus x bretschneideri (Chinese white pear), 1774 nucleotides. Its product is annotated as polypyrimidine tract-binding protein homolog 1. Gene Ontology annotation, cellular component: nucleus. The transcript is spliced from 10 exons. NCBI's taxonomy places the organism in Eukaryota, Viridiplantae, Streptophyta, Magnoliopsida, Rosales, Rosaceae. Gene Ontology annotation, molecular function: mRNA binding. The record is from RefSeq and is a predicted model, not a curated record. Bases 129 to 1577 code for a protein of 482 amino acids. Gene Ontology annotation, biological process: regulation of RNA splicing.